Molecule: messenger RNA, 261 nt
Organism: Penicillium bovifimosum
Lineage: Eukaryota; Fungi; Ascomycota; Eurotiomycetes; Eurotiales; Aspergillaceae
Exons: 1
Coding region: 1-261 (86 amino acids)
Source: RefSeq, a predicted model, not a curated record
AUGUCCGACAAAACGAGCUCGCGCUCCUACUCAUCUACAAGUCAACUACCUACUACCACUCCGUCUGCUAGGAUUCAACCAAGCAACACUCGAUCCUCUAGCACUCCAUCCAGCAGCACCCCAUCCACCAGCACUCCAUCCAGCAGCACCCCAUCCACCAGCACCCCAUCCAUCAGCACUACUUAUGCCAUCACUCUAUCCACUACCACUACGAAAGAUGACUUCUUGACUAUCACAAGCGUGGUUUGGGUUACAGCAUAA